Branchiostoma belcheri (Belcher's lancelet) is the source of this 1804-nucleotide messenger RNA. RefSeq names its product solute carrier family 52, riboflavin transporter, member 3-B-like. Gene Ontology annotation, molecular function: riboflavin transmembrane transporter activity. Gene Ontology annotation, biological process: riboflavin transport. NCBI's taxonomy places the organism in Eukaryota, Metazoa, Chordata, Leptocardii, Amphioxiformes, Branchiostomatidae. Bases 152 to 1582 code for a protein of 476 amino acids. The transcript is spliced from 3 exons. The record is from RefSeq and is a predicted model, not a curated record. Gene Ontology annotation, cellular component: plasma membrane.
GGUGACGACCACACGUUGGUGUCUUUCCGGCAAAGAAGGAAGGAGAUAAAACGUUUUUGCCGUUUUCUUCCGUAUUUUCUGAGACAACACAGUCACGUUUCUCAGUGCCUGCCUUGUUCAAGCCCUGGAGGAAGAUUGACAAACACCAAACAUGCCCAAACAAGAAGAACCAACUGAAGACACCGCCAUGGUAGAGAAAGCCAGGAUCAGUGUUCCUGUGUACCUGAUCGUGUGUCUGUUCGGUGUCGGGUCCUGGAUCGCGAUCAACGGCCUGUGGGUGGAGCUGCCAAUCAUAGUCCAGCACGCCCCCGAGGGGUGGAGCUUGCCGUCUUACCUGGCGGUCAUCAUCCAGUUGGCCAACGUCGGACCAAUCGCGGUCACCCUGGCCAGCGUGUUCGCUCCCAGGAGAGUCAGCCCGAAGGCCGUCAUCUACGCCAUCGUCACCUUGGGAACGAUAUCAUGCAUGCUGCUACCGUUCUUCUGGAAGCACACAAGCUUCGUGGGCGGGGCGGACCACAGCACCGCGCUGCUGACCCUCACGUUCCUGCUGGCGUUCGUGGACUGCACGUCGUCCGUCACCUUCCUGCCCUUCAUGGCGCUCUUCUCCGGUCCGUACCUCACCUCGUUCUUCAUCGGGGAGGGAAUGAGCGGCCUCCUCCCCAGCCUGGUCGCGCUGGGCCAGGGGGUGGGGGGCAACCCGGAGUGUCGCAACGUCUCCUACGUCAACUCCACCGUCGUGAACGGAACCGUGAGGAACGUCACCGAGUAUCACAACGUCUACGUCACCAAGGACCCCAACUUCCCCGUGGAGGAUUUCUUCUGGUUCCUCUUCACCAUGAUGCUGGUGUGCGGGAUCGCGUUCGUCAUGCUCAACUACCUUCCCGCGGCGAGGAGGGAGCACGUCCGGACGACCGAGGCCGCGGCGUACAAGGCCGUCCCCGACGGCGAGAACAGUUACAGCCCCUGUAGCGACUGUGUCGAGAUGUCCGCCAAAACGGACAGCUCUUCCAACACUCCUACCUCGAGUGAGAGGGACGUAGACGUUCUGAUAAGGAAGAAGAAAGGGCUGUCACGAGGAGGCUACAUCUACCUGCUGUGUGUCCAGGCUUGGGUGAACGCCCUCAGUAACGGCGUCCUCCCCUCCAUCCAGUCCUACUCCUGCCUCCCGUACGGAAACACCGCCUACCACCUGGCCGUGACCCUGGCCAACAUGGCCAACCCGCUGGCCUGUUUCAUCUCCUUCUUCCUCCCCACCACGUCCUUCCUGCUGGUGGGGGUGCUGUCGCUGGCCGGAACAGCCGUGGGGGCGUACAUCCUGGCACUCGCGGCCAUGAGCCCCUACCCUGUACUGCUGGGGACGGACGGAGGCGUGUUCUUGGUGGUCUUUGCGUGGAUCUCCGUCGUGGGGCUGUUCUCCUACGUGAAGGUGACGAUCGGGUCCAUUUUCCGCGAGGAGGGACAGAGGGCGCUGCUGUACUGUGGGGCAGUCAUGCAGGCCGGCUCGUGUGUCGGCGCCAUCGUCACCUUCCUGUUCGUCAACGUGUUUCCCAUGUUCCAACAGAACGACCCCUGUGACCUUUGACACACCCAUGUUCCAACAGAACGACCCCUAGCGACCUUUGACACACUUCUUGUACUGCAUUUAGUAGUUGCUAGGGCUAAGUGGCCUAAACCAAAAUUUUUCACAAUCUUUUUUAAUUAGUCCUCUUCAUUUUUUUUAAAUAAAAGGCAUAUCAUUUUUCCCAUUCAAAAUUUCUCACAUGUUGUACUGAUUCCUUCAUCAAGCAUUUUCCACACUGCUGCC